CUACCAUGUCAACUAGAUCAGAGAGCUGGAAGAAGAAAAGAAAGGCUUGAUUACGAAGCUUCAGGUGGAAGAGAACAAGGUAGAGAGUAUCAAGAAGGAUAAGGCGGCUACAGAGAAGUUGCUGCAAGAAACCGUAGAAAAGCACCAAGCAGAACUUUCAGCUCAGAAAGAAUACUAUGCAAAUGCCUUGGCUGCAGCCAAGGAGGCUGAAGCAUUAGCUGAGGCACGUGCUAACAGUGAAGCCCGAACUGAACUAGAAAGUCGCCUGAGAGAAGCCGAGGAACGUGAAGCUAUGCUAGUUCAGGCACUUGAGGAAUUAAGGCAAACUCUAAGUAGAAAGGAGCAGCUGGCAGUUUUUAGAGAAGAUAUGCUUCACCGGGACAUUGAAGAUCUUCAGAAACGGUAUCAAGCAAGUGAACGUCGAUGUGAAGAAUUGGUUACCCAGGUUCCAGAAUCUACAAGGCCUCUCCUGCGGCAAAUUGAAGCUAUGCAGGAAACAACAGCCAGAAGGGCAGAAGCUUGGGCAGCUGUAGAGAGAUCUCUUAAUACUCGACUUCAGGAAGCUGAGGCCAAAGCUGCAGCUGCUGAAGAAAGAGAGCGAUCUGUGAAUGAACGUCUGUCUCAAACAUUAUCUAGGAUUAAUGUUCUUGAAGCUCAGAUUUCUUGUCUUAGAGCAGAGCAGACACAGCUAAGUAGGUCCCUUGAGAAGGAGAGACAGAGAGCAGCUGAAAAUAGGCAGGACUACCUGGCAGCAAAAGAGGAGGCCGAUACUCAAGAAGGUCGUGUGAACCAACUUGAAGAGGAAAUUAGAGAAUUGUGGCGGAAACAUAAGCAAGAGUUACAGGACGCACUAGUGCACCGGGAACUCCUUCAGCAGGAUUUAGAAAAGGAAAAGGCUGCUCGGAUAGAUCUGGAAAAGACAGCCCGUGCCCAUUCUACUGCUAUAUCAGAAAGGACAUCCAUAUCCAGGCAAAGUUCUGCUUUCGAGAAUGGAAACAUGCACUUGCCCCGAAAAGUCUCUAGUGCAACCAGCAUUGGCAGCAUGGAGGAGAGCUAUUUUCUUCAAGCAUCUUUAGAGUCAUCUGACGGUUUAUCGGACAGGAGAGCCACUGGUGAGGCAACCAUGAAUCCGUACUACAUGAAGAGUAUGACACCUAGUGCCUUCGAAGCUGCACUUCGCCAGAAAGAGGGAGAACUAGCAUCCUAUAUGUCUCGUUUGGCAUCGAUGGAAUCAAUCCGUGAUUCUCUUGCUGAGGAGCUAGUCAAAAUGACUGCACAGUGUGAAAAGUUACGGGCUGAGGCUACGAUGCUGCCAAGCAUCCGAGCAGAGCUUGAAGCACUCAGGAGGAGGCAUUCUGCUGCUCUUGAGCUGAUGGGUGAACGUGAUGAGGAGCUGGAGGAACUCCGUGCCGAUAUUGUAGACUUGAAAGAAAUGUACAGGGAGCAAGUAAACUUACUGGUGAACAAGAUACAAAUCAUGAGUUCAUCAACGGACAACUCCUGACUGGACAUUGCUAAAGAAUAUUCCAGUCAGAUGUAACAUUCUUGGUAUAGUUUAUAUGAUAUUCGGUUAAAUGCAUUGGCAUUUCAAAGAAAUUUUCCUCUAAUCAUUUUGAGGUUUGUGUCCUGUCAUCUACUUAUUGUUUGAGUUUUUUGUUCUGUGCACGUCUUUGGCAGCUGAAUUCAGACCUAGGCCAACUUUUGUGUAUUGUAAGAUAAGGAAAUUGGUUGUAUAGGAUAAACUAGUGUCAUAACUUAGUAUUUCUCGUUGAAAGAUUUCUAAUUUUUGAUUCUUAUAAUUCACGUAAUAAAAAAGAUUAUUUGUUUA
Molecule: messenger RNA, 1828 nt
Organism: Carica papaya (papaya)
Lineage: Eukaryota; Viridiplantae; Streptophyta; Magnoliopsida; Brassicales; Caricaceae
Source: RefSeq, a predicted model, not a curated record